AUGAAUAAUGAAAUAAAUAAGCAAUCGCAUUCACGAAGCAAUGCAACAAUAUCAACAUGGAGCAUUAAACACAGACGCAAUGUGACUGAGUUAUUUAUUCCUGCAAAAUAUUUUAAAGUUGUAAUGAUGAGUAAUUCAAAAAGCAAUAAACUGCGAGUUUACGACACUACGAUCAUUGUUAAAUCUCACGUCGUUAAGAGAAGCUAUGCUGACGACUGUGACCAAGAGAAUAAAGCAAGAUGUCAUAAUUUAUGUCUUUUGUUUUGGGUUGAAAGAAAAAGGGAUCGACAUUUUUGCAUUAAUUUGUUGGGUGUUGUUAUCGUGACACAAAGAUUGCUGGAAUGUCUUAAUGUAGGGAUAAAGAUUUAA
This is a messenger RNA of Clunio marinus, 369 nucleotides long. The record is from the annotation of a GenBank genome assembly. NCBI's taxonomy places the organism in Eukaryota, Metazoa, Arthropoda, Insecta, Diptera, Chironomidae.